Molecule: messenger RNA, 917 nt
Organism: Candidula unifasciata
Lineage: Eukaryota; Metazoa; Mollusca; Gastropoda; Stylommatophora; Geomitridae
Source: the annotation of a GenBank genome assembly
UUGGACCCUCAGGUAUACCUGGAGAACCUGGCACACCUGGUAGAGAUGGUUUACCUGGUCCGACCGGGUUGCCAGGUCUCCCUGGUCCUCCAGGUCCUCCUGGAAGAAUUGCAAGCUGGCCCAGCAAGGAAGGACCUCGAGGUCCUCAAGGUCCUAAAGAUGGUGCCCCUGGCCAGCCUGGCAGGGAUGGGGAAAGAGGUCUACCAGGCAGAGAUGGUAUCAAUGGGCUUCCUGGUACACUUGGGCCUGCAGGGCCACCUGGGCCACCGGGACCUCCAGGUCCACCAAGCACAGGCGGUUUGCCAGGACCUCAAGGGCCACAAGGACCGCAGGGCAUUCAAGGACUUAUUGGUCCACCUGGUGAGCGUGGUGUUCAGGGUGAUCGAGGAUUACCUGGCUUACCAGGAGAAAGAGGAGAAAGGGGAUUGGAUGGUGAACCUGGUGCCCCAGGAAAGGACGGUGAGCCAGGACGUCCAGGUCCACCCGGCCCUAAAGGAGACAGAGGUAUGCCAGGUAUGCCAGGCGAGGCUGGUCGCGAUGGAAAGCCAGGGAUUCCAGGACCCCGAGGUGAAGAUGGAUUACCUGGCAUUGCACCUGGUGAACGUGGACCUGUAGGUCCCAUGGGUCCCCCAGGUCCUGCUGAUAAAGGAGAUAUUGGACCAAGAGGAUUUAAAGGUGAAAUGGGCUUUCCAGGGCCCAAAGGUGAUCGUGGAACACCUGGCCUACCUGGCAGUGGUGGACCACAAGGCAGACCAGGUUUACCCGGACCUCAAGGUCUACCGGGCCUGCCUGGCCUUGGAAUUGUGGGCCCACCAGGUCCUCCCGGGUUGCCUGGACCACCCGGCCCACCGGGCCCACCGGGCCCACCAGGACCUAGUGUGGCUGGGGUAGACGCCAGAAUUGACAAUGCCAAUUUG